Aspergillus saccharolyticus JOP 1030-1 is the source of this 1647-nucleotide messenger RNA. RefSeq names its product MFS transporter. Gene Ontology annotation, biological process: transmembrane transport. The coding region runs from base 1 to 1647 and encodes 548 amino acids. NCBI's taxonomy places the organism in Eukaryota, Fungi, Ascomycota, Eurotiomycetes, Eurotiales, Aspergillaceae. The transcript has 4 exons. Gene Ontology annotation, molecular function: transmembrane transporter activity. The record is from RefSeq and is a predicted model, not a curated record.
AUGGUAUUGACACAGCAGAGAAGAACAACUCCCUCCAACGACAAAUUUCCCACCACUCAACUUUUUCUUUUAGCGAUAUGUCGCAUCGCCGAGCCCAUCGCCCUCACAUCCAUCUUCCCGUAUUCAUGGGUCAUGGUUAGAGACUUCGACGUGGCCGAUGAGAACAAUGCAUCAUUUUAUGCCGGCAUUCUUGUAUCUACCUUCUCACUAUGUGAAGCUCUUACGGGCAUGUUCUGGGGAAGCCUUUCGGACCGGGUUGGCCGCAAGCCCGUUCUCAUUUCUGGUUGUUUCGGUACCAUGGCAUCCCUUCUCAUGGUUGGAUUUGCAACCAAUUUCUGGGUUGCUUUAUUUGGUCGAGCUCUAGGCGGCAUACUCAACGGUAAUAUUGGAGUCAUCCAGACUAUGGUCGGCGAGUUGGUCACGAAUCCUGAACACGAACCGCGAGCCUAUGCUAUAAUGCCAUUCUUCUGGUCGAUUGGAACUAUAAUCGGUCCAGCUAUCGGAGGAUUACUUGCGAAGCCUGCCGAAGGUUAUCCUUACCUUUUCUCUCAGAUCGGUCUUUUUGGCAAGUUUCCUUUCCUGUUGCCCAACCUUGUCUGCUCUGCUCUACUUUUGUGCAGCAUCAUCUUCAGUUGGUUCCUUCUGAAAGAGACCCACCCCGAUAUGCAUGUUCGAAGUGGUGCAGACAAUAUCGAUAGCACGUCUGUCAUACAUCCUCUCCUGGCAACCUCAGGGUCAAGCACAACUGCGGGUGCUGAUCUCCGAGCCGAAUCUUAUGGAACAUUCAACCAUGUGCACCUCCAUGACGAUCAGGAUUGGCAUGUGCGCUCUGAUGGCUCUCUGUAUAUUAGUUCUCAACGAAAGGUGGUUUUCACCUGGCGAGUGAUCAUGCUUGUUGUCGCCUUGGCAAUUUUCACCUACCACUCGAUGACAUACGACCAUCUGCUACCUAUCUUCCUGCAAGAUAAGAGUGCUGUUGAUGUCAAUACAGUGGCUACCUCAUUUCUUCGGUUUCCCGGUGGCGUCGGACUUUCGACUCAAUCAGUUGGCUUGAUCAUGUCAUGCGACGGCCUUAUUGCCUUGUUCAUUCAAAGCCUUGUAUUCCCAGCUCUAGCUCAUUGUUUGGGGGUGUGGCGAUUAUUCAUCUUUGUCACCAUCAUGCAUCCUCUUGCUUAUUUCAUGGUUCCCUUUUUGCUCUAUGUUCCUCGCCAUUUCAUUUUCACGGGCAUUUUUUCGUGUUUGAUUGUGCGAAACGUUCUAUCGAUCAUCGAUUAUCCUGUCCUUCUGAUCCUCAUCAAGCAAGCUAGUCCUUCAGAUUCAGUCUUGGGCAAGAUCAACGGGCUUGCGGCCUCUGCGGGUGCUCUUUCGCGCACCAUGGCUCCGCCAAUUGCCGGAUUUCUUUACAGCACCGGGAUCAAGAUGGAGUGCACGGCCCUUGCAUGGUGGGGAAGUACUCUCGUUGCCAUUAUUGGGGCUGUGCAGCUGUCUCUUAUCCGACAAAAGAAGCACGGCUCUGUCGUAGUGCAGCCUGCGGCCCAUUGUCGUUACGCACCAGAUGCAAACUCGUGGAAACAGGAAUCGGUUCAUAUUAUUGUGACUGAAGCUGAAGACAGCAUUGACCAUGAGACUCAGAGAAACCCGGCAUGA